Messenger RNA from Tarenaya hassleriana, 996 nucleotides. RefSeq lists its product as uncharacterized. Bases 1 to 996 code for a protein of 331 amino acids. The transcript has a single exon. NCBI's taxonomy places the organism in Eukaryota, Viridiplantae, Streptophyta, Magnoliopsida, Brassicales, Cleomaceae. The record is from RefSeq and is a predicted model, not a curated record. Gene Ontology annotation, molecular function: zinc ion binding; nucleic acid binding.
AUGGAUCAAGCCGAGACUUCAAGAGCAACGUUUCAGACCCAGAAACCACCAGUUUUCAACGGUGAAGGCUAUCAGAUUUGGUCAGUUAGAAUGAAGGCUUUCUUAGAGGGAACUGAUCUCUGGGAGCCAGUGGAGGAGGAUUACGAGAUUCCUCCCCUAGGCGCGAAUCCAACCGUGACUCAGAUGAGGAAUCACAAGGAGAGAGUUACCAAGAAAGCAAAAGCAAAGUCCUGCAUUUUUUCUGCAGUAACACCAUCAGUCUUGAUCAAGAUUAUGAAGUUGGGAUCUGCAAAACUUAUGUGGGAUUUUCUGAAAAGUGAGUAUGAAGGGAAUGAGAAGAUAAGAAGUAUGAAGGUGCUGAACCUGUUGCGAGAUUUUGAAAGGCAACAGAUGAAAGAGGAAGAAUCUGUGACAGAUUAUGCAGAUCGAUUGGUAACCAUAAUCAACAAUGUUCGAAUCCUUGGAACAGAUGUUGCUGAUGAGAAGAUAGUUCAGAAAUUGUUGGUUUCGGUUCCAGAAAGAUUUGAAGCCACCAUUGCAACCUUAGAGAACACAAAGGAGAUUUCUGCAAUGAAGUUGCCAGAAAUCUUAGGUGCUCUUCAAGCACAGGAGCAGAGGAGGCUGAUGAGGAAGGAGGAGUCGGUCGAAGGGGCAUUGAUGGCUAAGGCGAAGGGAAAGAAGGCUGAGAAAACCAAGAAGAAGAAACAGAAAUCUGAUGCAGAAGGAAAGAAACAGACAAGUGCUAUGUCGGUAGCAAAUGCAAGCCAUAGUUCCACCGAGCCUUGCAAACAUUGCAACAAGACCAAUCAUCCUCAUUGGAGAUGUUGGAGAAAUCCGAAUGUGAAGUGCCGAGCUUGUAAAAAACUUGGACAUAUCGAGAGAUUCUGCAGGAAUAAGGGUCAUCAAAUCGCUGAAGCCAAACCUGUAGAAAUGAUCGAUACAGAAAACUUAUUCGUUGCUACAUGUUAUGCUUCAGGUGCUGAUAAGAGUGGAUGA